Messenger RNA from Cornus florida, 597 nucleotides. RefSeq names its product glutathione S-transferase T3-like. The transcript is spliced from 2 exons. Bases 1 to 597 code for a protein of 198 amino acids. The record is from RefSeq and is a predicted model, not a curated record. NCBI's taxonomy places the organism in Eukaryota, Viridiplantae, Streptophyta, Magnoliopsida, Cornales, Cornaceae.
AUGGAUCCUCGACAUCCAUAUUAUUACAACACCCAAUUCAACCCAUCAAACGAUAAGUUUUUACCAUUUCCUGAAGAGAAUAUCAAUUAUUAUGGAGGAGAUUCUCAAUUUCCUUCUCAUCAACUAUCCCAACCAUCUUAUCAACCAUCCCAAACUUCUCAUCAAUAUUGUGGUACUAGUGUUCCACAAUCAAGUAACUCAAAACCCCUGUCAAAACAACCAGCUAUCCGACAUAAUAAUUGGACCAAGGCUGAAGAUGAAGUUCUAUGUUGGGCGUGGUUGUCCAUUACCUCUGAUGCGAUUACGGAGGCAGACCAAAGUAAGAAGAAGCUAUGGGAGCGAAUUCUGGAACAAUUUAAACAACAUAUUGGUGUUCCAACUGAGCGAAAUGAUGGAGGUUUGAUGAAUCGUUGGUCGGUGAUCCAACAAAAAAUCAGUAAAUUUUCCGGCUGCAUGACUACCAUAGAAAUGAAUCGUCCCAGCGGCUUUAGCAGUGAUGAUAUGAUGAUAGCAGCUAAAAACCUGUUUCGUAGCCAAACAGGCGGUGAAUUUAAGUUAGAAAGUUGCUGGGAGAUCUUGAAGCAUAACAAUAAAUAG